AUGAAUCUAGCCUACUCCGACGAAGAGUUCCCUGGCGAUAGAAGUUCGAAAGCCAGAUGCCGAGUAUCGAACGAUCAGUGGAUCAACAACCACCCAUUCAUCAACGCUAUCACCAUGUCCGAGAAAGCGGAGAAGAAAAUGAAGCAGAAGGAGCUUAAACGGAGGAAUAUAACUGCCUCAGUAGAUCGGAUUGAAGAAUUUUUGCAAAACUACCAACCUGCGCGGGAUGCUGGAGAAGUACCACUCAGAUUGGAACGGUUGGAGCAUUAUAUGGAGCUGUUCGAGACGAUUCAGGGAGAGUAUGAAGCCUUUGAGGAUUCCGAUGAGUUCGCGAAGGUCAACUUCACUGUGCGAGCAAAAUUUGAAGAGCAAUAUUUUCGGGUCAAAGCGGGUCUCAUGAGCAAACUCCCUCCUCCGACGACCGCUAUCGUCCGAGAUCAACAAGCAUCAACUCACCAACAGGGCUUAUCAUCGCCUUUGGCUGGGAUAAAAUUACCAACAAUUAAACUACCGGAAUUCGAUGGAAACUAUAACGACUGGCUGAGCUUUCAUGACACAUUCCUCGCAUUGAUCCACACAUCGAUUGAACUGACAUCGGUGCAGAAAUUUCACUACCUGCGAGCAUCACUGAGUGGCGAGGCUGCGCGUCUUAUUGAAACUCUGACCAUUACCACAAAUAACUACGCAGUUGCGUGGGAAAUUCUUCUCAACCGUUACUCUAACAAAUAUUUAUUGCGAAAGAAGCAUAUUCAAGCGCUUCUGGAAUACCCUCGCAUCAAAAAGGAAUCGGCAGCGUCCAUUCAUUCCAUCGUGGACGAUUUUCAGCGUCACACAAAAGUUCUCGAGCAACUGGGCGAACCUACAAAGGAAUGGAUAUUCAAAGAAAACAGUACCACUACAAAAACAAGGGUUGUUUUUGAUGGAUCAGCAAAGACCAGCAGCGGGCUAUCCAUUAAUGACGCCCUUCUUGUUGGUCCAGUUAUUCAGGAUGACCUUCUGAGCAUCAUUCUUCGCUUUCGGAAACAUCCCGUUGCAUUGGUGGCAGACAUAGAGAAGAUGUACCGCCAGGUGUUGAUUUCCACCGAAGACCAAUGUCUUCAACGUAUACUCUGGCGUUUCACACCUUGCCAGCCGAUCACAACGUACGAGCUAACCACGGUCACGUAUGGUCUAUCACCCUCAUCCUUUCUGGCAACCCGAUCCCUUCAUCAGCUGUGCGAAGAUGAAGGAAAGGAAUAUCCAUUGGCUAGUAAAGUAAUACGAAAGGAUUUUUACGUGGAUGAUUUAAUCAGUGGCGAGAAAUCGAUUGAACAGGCAAUUCAACUCCGGAUUGAACUAGAGGAAUUAUUAAAAAAGGGAGGGUUUCGGCUACGCAAAUGGUGUUCCAAUUAUCCAGCGGUAUUGGCGGGAAUGCCAUCCGAGAUGCUCGGUACAGAAUCUACCUUGUUUUUCGAUACGGAGGAGACUGUCAGAACCCUAGGAAUCUGUUGGGAACCCGCUCAAGAUAGUUUCCGUUUCGAUAUUAACUCGAACAUUUCCAACCAAAUGGCAACCAAACGGAAUAUCCUUUCCAAAAUAGCCCAACUGUACGAUCCACUUGGACUAAUGGCGCCGGUUGUUAUUGAGGCCAAAAUUUUAAUGCAACAGCUCUGGACACUUUCUUUGGAUUGGGACGCACCAGUUCCAAUUGAAAUCGAACAUAAAUGGGAGAGAUUUUGUCGUCAGCUACCAAAACUUUCCAUGUUAUGUAUUAGGCGGUGUGCUUUUGGAACCUCCCUCAUGACUUCGGAACUGCAUACCUUUGCUGACGCAUCGGAAGCUGCUUAUGGAGCCUGUGUUUACGUCCGGUCAAUAUCUGAAGAUGGAUCCGUAGAUGUUAAUCUCCUGGCAGCUAAAUCCCGAGUAGCACCAUUAAAACGCAUUACUCUUCCGAGGCUUGAGUUAUGUGCAGCAUUAUUGGGCGCCCGCCUAUACGAAAAGGUCCAAUCAGCGUUGAAUAUACCCAUAAAAUCUUCAUAUUUCUGGUCAGAUUCAACCGUGGUGUUGCAGUGGUUAAAAUCACCUCCUCAUGCUUGGAAAACAUUUGUGGCAAAUCGGACCUCUGAAAUCCAAUCCAUCACACACGGUUCAAAAUGGUUGCACGUUGCAGGGGCAGAGAAUCCUGCAGAUUUAGCAUCUAGAGGAUUGUCAGCAGAGGCACUUGUAGAAAAUAUGCUAUGGUUUCACGGUGCCAAGUGGUUAGCAGGAGAUAUGCUAGAAUGGCCGUUUCAAAUUGCAAAUGAUGCGGCAGUUGAUGAAGAGCUAGAACGUAGACCUAUUGUUCUUUCCAUUCAAACCGCUCCAAUAAUCAAUCCACUGUUCACCAGAUUUUCUUCGUACAACAAGCUUGUGUCGGUGGUGGCCUACUGCCUCCGUUUUAUCUACAACGCCCAACGUAAAAACGGUAGAAUUUAUGACAGCGUAUUAUCUGUGAAUGAACUAAACGCGGCAAGAAAAGCUUUGGUAAAAAUGGUUCAAGCGGACAUGUUCGCUAACGAUUUACAACUGCUGAAGAAUGGUGUCUCAGUAUCCAAACAAUCCAGUUUAAAGCUCCUAAACCCGUUUUUGGAUGCCGAUGGUGUGAUUCGUGUUGGUGGUCGGCUAAGGUUAUCCAAAGAGCGAUACUCGGUCAAACAUCCGAUGGUGUUACCUGGAUUUCACCCGUUCACAAAAUGUCUUAUCGCUUUUUAUCAUCAAACUGUUCUUCAUGGAGGAAUAAGUCUCACUCUCGCCGUCAUUCGAGAUAAAUUCUGGCCUUUGCAGGGUCAACGUUCUGUACGAAGUGUACUACGAAAAUGCUUCCGCUGUGCUCGUUUAAAUCCUCGCCCAAUACAACAACCUGUUGGACAGCUCCCUAGCGCUCGUGUCACUCCAAGCCGACCGUUUUCCCAUGUGGGAAUAGAUUACUGUGGACCAGUUUACAUCAAAUCCCUACAACGAAAGUGCACGCUAAUUAAAGCCUACAUAGCUAUAUUCGUGUGCUUCAGCACUAAGGCGGUGCAUAUAGAACUCGUCGGAGAUUUAUCAACUGCGGCUUUUAUUUCUGCUGUACGCCGGUUUAUAUCAAGGCGAGGAAAACCUGAACAUAUAUACUCGGAUAAUGCUAAAAAUUUUGUUGGUGCUGCUAAUGAGCUCCAUCGACUCUAUAAAAUGCUCCAACCCGGUCCAGAUGCUGAUCAAAUUGCUUCCACCCUCGCCAAAAAUGAAAUCCAAUGGCAUUUGAUUCCCCCAAAGGCCCCCAACUUCGGUGGACUUUGGGAGGCUGCUGUUAAGGUUGCAAAGAAACAUUUAUUACGUCAAGUUGGUACCGCUUCUCUUACUUAUGAGGACAUGAUUACCGUCCUCACUCAAAUUGAGGCAUGUAUGAAUUCCCGACCGCUUGCUCCACUCACUGAAGAUCCUACCGAUCUCUCGGCUCUCACACCAGCGCAUUUUCUGGUUGGUACUUCUUUGCAAGCUCUCCCAGAUGUUGACGUCCGUGCUAUCCCUACGAACAGACUCGAUCGAUACCAACGCAUUCAAGAGAAAGUACAGCACUUUUGGCAUAGGUGGCGUACCGAAUAUUUGCGACAGUUGCUGCAGCAAACUUUAGCCAACCCGGAACCUACUCCCAUAAAUAUUGGCAGUGUUGUGCUUAUGCAGGACGAAUCAUCACCACCAUUACUAUGGCCUAUUGCUAGGGUUUUGGAGAUUCAACCUGGCAAGGAUAAUGUAACACGUGUGGUCACGCUUCGCACUUCGUCCGGGAUAUUUAAACGAGCGGUAUCGAAAAUCUGCCCGCUCCCAUUGGCAGGAGAAGUGGAAUUCGAGACUACCUCUAACUAG
Molecule: messenger RNA, 3864 nt
Organism: Topomyia yanbarensis
Lineage: Eukaryota; Metazoa; Arthropoda; Insecta; Diptera; Culicidae
Exons: 3
Coding region: 1-3864 (1287 amino acids)
Biological process (GO): DNA integration
Molecular function (GO): nucleic acid binding
Source: RefSeq, a predicted model, not a curated record